Molecule: messenger RNA, 1542 nt
Organism: Aspergillus calidoustus
Lineage: Eukaryota; Fungi; Ascomycota; Eurotiomycetes; Eurotiales; Aspergillaceae
Source: the annotation of a GenBank genome assembly
CCCAAUUCUGAAGCCCAGCUCAAGCGACCUCUCUCUUCUCCUGUCUUCUACUGCUCUUGAACUUGGAUACAACCGGCGCGGUGAGCUAUCUUCUCCUAAUUGCCUCGUUUGCGCCGACGGCCUGCAUAUGCCCCAAACGCGGAGCCGGGAGACCCAGGGAGCUGGAUAGCGCAUCGACGUGCGGAACACGGUCGAUUCCAAUCUUCUUUCAUAGAAGGAAGAGCGGCAGAGCCACGAGCUGGAUAACAGACUACUUCAUGGACAAUUGUGGGACGCCGAACGGUCUGCUCGCCUGCUGAGAGACCGCUUUGCGUUCCAUAGGGUUCCCCAGCCUAACUUUACCCGUUGUGAUAACAGUUCAUCUUUGAACCUGUAACGCCUAAGCAACCUGCCUAAAAUCACCUCACUGCCCCCAAUGGGAUACCUACCGGGAUGACUGACAAACACGAUGAACAUGCGCCCUUUACCCCUCCUUCACAACCAUCACCCGUCAUAAUGCCCGCACGAAACAGCUGGACUAUGGACGAAACUACACGAAAUAGGCUUCUCAAAAGAUACAAAACACAAGUGGCCUCGGGCGUGUCGACGAUCUGCGCUACUCUAGCUGUGACUCCCCUGGAGAACGUCAAAACUCGAAUGCAAACGCACAACUUUCAAAAUGUCUUCCAGUGUAUCCGAUAUCUCUGGCGAACCGAAGGGCCCCGUGGCUAUGUCGCUGGAGCUCUUCCCCCUCUGGCCAGCGUCACGGUGGUCCGCGUCGUGAACUUUUCCACCUACAAUGCCGCCAAACACCGCAUCUCCGACUUUAUCGAGCGAAUAACGGGUGAAUCUCCACUGGAGACGUACAACCAACGAGGCAGCGUGCCUACUUUUUCGACGACCUUUACCUUUAUCAGCGCGGGUCUCAUUGCCGGGCUUAUCACAUCUCCGCUUGCUUGUCCCUUCGAACUGGCCAAGAACGUGGUGCAAACGUCCGUCCUGGUGUCAAAUCGCGCUCAAGCCUCCCCUGACGCCGUCCGAGAUCCCUCCCUCCGCAGCAAGCCCCGCCUCGGAACAAUCGAAGCCAUCCGACAGAUCGUCCAGCGAUACGGCUUCCGAGGCCUAUACACCGGAUUCAAACUCCACGCCAUGCGCGACACACUCGGCUCCGGCCUCUACUUUGCGGUCUACGAGACCGUCAAGCAAGUUGCAGCUCGCGAACUGGGACCGGACAAGUCCCCCUUCGGCGCACCCAUGAUCGCCGGAGCGAUCUGCAGCACCGUGCCGUGGUUCUGCACGUACCCGCUGGAUACGCGCAAGACGCGCGCGCAGAGUGUGCUGCUCGGAAAAACGAAGGAAGUCGGCGAGGCGUCGGCGGCGGUCGCGCGGUCCAGCAUGUAUAAAGGACUGUCGAUUAUUUUGAUCCGCACGGGAGUCAACAAUAUGAUUUUGCUGAGCAUCUUUGAAUAUAUUAAGAUGCGAAUCAAUGAGCUGGAUUGAUGUAUUUAGGGAGUCUGUAGUAUCUAUCUGUCAAUAUAAAUGGCCACGAUUAUAUCUGAUCUC